This is a messenger RNA of Solea senegalensis (Senegalese sole), 1225 nucleotides long. Its product is annotated as CD276 antigen-like. Lineage: Eukaryota; Metazoa; Chordata; Actinopteri; Pleuronectiformes; Soleidae. The record is from RefSeq and is a predicted model, not a curated record. Bases 439 to 1185 code for a protein of 248 amino acids. The transcript has 4 exons.
GUGACAGACUGUAUACACCGUGUUCACUCAUGGUUAACUCGGGGGUCGGAACUCUUUCCCCUCAGCUUCAACGCUCCUCGACAUGACGUCACUGCUGGACAAAGCAGAAGGAGUGGUCUCUCGUGAACCACCCAAAUUCAAUGGUUCAUACCCACACUCUGAAAGAAAGGAAAAAGAGUGGAAAAACCCUCCUGUGAAUUUGGCUAAACAAACUGUUAUCGAGUGGGCAGCAGUUUCUGUGCUGAUGCUGGGUGUUACCGACAGAGGAAUGAACUACUGUGGAAAAUAACAUCAUCGUUUUGUGCAGUGUUGCUGGACGGAGGAAAAAAAAAGAUUUACCGCCGCCGGGAUUUUUGUUGGUUUUUAAGUUCCGUCCUCCUAACAUGCGCUGUGUCUGAAGAAGUUUCAACCCACGGUUUGAAUCCACCCUGGAAGACCAUGCUGUCCCUCCUGCUUCCUGUGAUGCUCGCCGUCCAAGCUAUGGCUGUGAUGGAAGUUGAAGUCCCAGAGCAGCCAGUGGUGGUGCUGCAUGGCAGGGAAGCCAUACUCAACUGCUCCUUCAGCCACGCUGGCCCCUUCAACCUCUCAGAUUUGAGCGUCUUCUGGCAGCUGACCGACACCAAACGCAACGUGCACGCAUACUGGGAAGGGCAUGACCAGCUGGCCGACCAGGCCGAGAGAUUCGCCAACCGUACCAGCCUGUUUCCUGGCCAGCUGGGCCUGGGCAAUGCUUCGCUCCUGCUGAAGAGGGUGGUGGUGGCAGAUGAAGCCAGCUACACCUGCUUCGUCAGGGUGCAAGACUAUGGCAGUGCUGCUCUGACACUGCAGGUGGCCGCCCCCUACUCCAAACCUGUGGUGACUUUGCAGUCUGAAUCCGAUUUGCGGCCAGGUGAUGAAGUGGCCCUGACUUGCACAGCCUAUGGUGGUUUUCCUGAGGCUGGUGUGAUAUGGCAGGAUGGGGGCGGGCACAACCUCACAGAAAAUAUCACUACUUCAGUGGUCGCCAAUGAGGAGGGGCUGUUCACCAUGACCAGUGUGCUGACAGUCAUUUUGGAGCCCAAUAGCACCUACAGCUGCCGACUGAUCAACCCUCUUCUGGGGGAGGAAGGCUACGCUUUUGUCACAAUCACAGGUGGGUACUGGCCUUCAUCUCCCUUUAAUAGUAAAUUUAGCUCUUUUAGUUAAUGUUGGCAAAGUAAACUGGCUAAUAUUCACUAGCUCCCUG